Messenger RNA from Astyanax mexicanus (Mexican tetra), 5536 nucleotides. It is a transcript of the gene syt13, whose product is annotated as synaptotagmin XIII. The coding region runs from base 417 to 1688 and encodes 423 amino acids. Lineage: Eukaryota; Metazoa; Chordata; Actinopteri; Characiformes; Acestrorhamphidae. Gene Ontology annotation, biological process: calcium-ion regulated exocytosis; cellular response to calcium ion; regulation of dopamine secretion. The record is from RefSeq and is a predicted model, not a curated record. The transcript has 6 exons. Gene Ontology annotation, molecular function: calcium ion binding; syntaxin binding; clathrin binding.
CCUCUCCACCACUUCUCCCUUUUUCUCCCCUCGUCUUUCCCUUUCUCUCUCCUCUCCCUCUCUUCUGGUGCUGUCUGCUUGGCUGUGCACGUAUCAGACAGAGGACGGUGGGCUCUCUUCACACACACACGCGUGCACACACGUGGUGCUUCCUCAUCCUCUCAGCUCUCUCUCUCUUUCUCUCCUUGCUCUUGCUCCCUCUCUCUUCCUUUCUCUCUCUUAGUCUUUCUUGCUCUCUCCCAGUCUCUUUCCACCUGCCACCUCUUCCUCUUCCUUCACUGUCUUCUUUUUUUCACUCUCACAAUGCUGCCAGCACAGGAGUAAAAAGCCAGCUGGAGUGAUCAGCUCUCCUUUACCUGUCCUUUUCCCCUCUUCUUUUUCAUCACUGGCGAAGACCCGGGCGAGGGGCAGUGCAGAUGUUCAUUUCUGCUGCAGCAGUGCUUGGGGCCACCCUGGGGACGGUGUCCGGAGCUCUCACGCUUUGUGGCCUCUCGAUGCUCUGCAGGAACUGCAAGAAAGGGAAACUGGAGAGAGGAGACAGUGCAGAUCCUGAGAAAGCUAAAGCCAGCAUCCUGCACACACUUACACAGUUCAGUGUGCAGAAAUCCACAGAGCCAAUCCAGCCUCAAACGCUGCUAAAAUUUCCUAAAAUCUACAAGCCUAAACCAUCAGUCACAUCACCAGAGGUCAUUAAUUACAGUGAACAUGUGGUCAUCACUGAGAAAGAUGUGGACAAACCAGAAUGCUGUAAUAAAGAGACAGAGGGAGACAAGGAGGUCUUCGCUGUUCCUCGACAAGAUUCUGCAGAUGAGACGCCCUGUGCUGUUGAGCAGUCUAGCACCAUGACAAGCAGCAGUUCUGUCCUGCAUCCAAAACUGCACUUUUCUCUCCGUCUGAACAGUCAGAACAGAGAACUACACAUCACAAUUAUAGAGGCGGAGAACAUCACUGUGGAGACCGGCUGUGAAGGGUAUGUGUCGGGUUGCGUGAGUGCUUCCAAAGAGCAAAAGCAUUCUCAGACAGUAGUGCGCAAACUAUCAGCACGAGUCCAAUGGAACGAGUCCCUGGUGUUCGCUCUGCCCAGCGGCUGUAGUACAAAUGGCACGGAGGACAUGGAGGGAGAGGUGGCACUGACCUUACACAGCUGUGACCGCUUCUCCCACAACUCAACUCUGGGCACUGUGAGAUUCAAACUGGCUGACUUGGGCAUGAUGUCAGAUGCUGACUGCUGGGUCGACUUGCAGCCACCCAAACAGCUGGAGGUAACGUCAUCAGCGGGGGAGCUGCUGCUGUCACUGAGCUACCUACCGGCAGCUAACAGGCUGGGGGUGGUGGUGAUGAAAGCACGAGGACUGCAGUCUGAUAAACUCAAAGAAAAUAUAGAUCUUUCAGUGAAGCUGACGCUGAAGCACCAGAGCACGAAGCUGAAGAAGAAGCAGACCCGACGCGUCAAGCACAAGAUCAACCCGGUGUGGAAUGAGAUGAUGAUGCUAGAGCUCCCCAGGGAGCUGCUGACCAAGUCCAGCCUAGACCUAGAGGUGCUGAACCAGGCUAGCCCUGGCACAUUGCUCCCUCUUGGCCGCUGCCUGCUGGGGCUCCAUGCUUCUGGCACUGGCCUACAACACUGGCAACAGAUGCUGGAUAACCCACGCAAGCAGAUCGCCAUGUGGCAUCCACUUUACACUUGAGAUGAUACACACUUAAAACACUAAUAUAACUAAUGUAUGCUAACUCUACAUGAUGGAUAGUUAAUGUUUGGACAGAUUUUACAACACUGCUCUAUUCCUAUCUAAUAACUUGUGCCAUUAGAGGGUAAUUAGAGAUGACUGAUUUUAGAGAGUCAGUCAUCAAGCUACCUAUUUACUGUCUUUGCAUGGUGAAAGACCACCCUGAUGAGAAGUGGUUAUGGUACAGAUUAUUACAUAGUAUUUAGAGCACUUUGGUAUAAAGUAGUACCAUAUUUAGCUUCGAUGUUGUGAAUGUGUUAAAGGAACUGUGUUUCACUAUGAAUGGAAUGAUUCAUGCUCAAUUCUCAUCCACUGACAAGACAGAGAGAUGUGAUUGGAUUGCUUUGGAUCUAGGACAUUUGAGAGAUUCCAGCUUCAGCAUCUUCAAGUUGGCUUGUGUUCGGAAUAUUUCACAUCAAUAAGUUUUCUGUCCAAACAUUUAGUUUGUGGAAAUCCACAGGUUACAAAUAUAACAGAUAAACAGUAUGUAUAAAAAACUGCAUUACUCCUUUAAGAUCUAUAAUGUGUAGCUGAUUACUGAACAGCUUAGGUAGUUGAAUAUAUAAGAUGGUACAGAAGAUCAGAAGAGUCCAAAUCUGACAUCUCACUGAAAAUACAGGUACACACAAUAUAGGUAUGCUAGUAUUGUUUAGUAGCCCACAGCAAGCGAUCAUAUCUAUACGAUAAAUACCCAAACUAGACCUCAUCUGUAAUCUGAUUAUACACUAUAUGAUUACAAAUCGUCACCAAACACAAAACUGUGAUUAAAAACCAGCGUUAUUUCACUAAAUAUUGAUUUCUGAACUCUUAAAACUUUAUGAAUGUGAACUUGUUUUCUUUGCAUUAUUUAAGGUCUGAAAGCUCUGCAUCUUUUGUUAUUUCAGCCAUUUCUCAUUUUCUGCAAAUAAAUGUGUCAAUAUUUUUAUUUGGAAUUUGGAAGAAAUGUUGUCUGUAGUUUUUAGAAUAAAACAACAAUGUCUAUUUUAUUCAAACAUAUACCUAUAAAUAACAAAAUCAGAAAAAAAAACUGAUUCAGAAACUGAAGUGGUCUCUUAAUUUUUUCCAGAGCUGUAUAUACGUAUCAGAAACAAAGUCAGAAAUGUCGGAAAAUCUACCAUCCCUGAUUAUGAGUAACUGCCAUAAUGCAGGUAGACUCAUCAAGUAAAUAGCAUGUCCAGCAGAUGAGCCAAUAAAAAAAGCCUGCCACGGUUUCUGAAAAUAGCUUUCCUCCCUCCCUGGAGGCUAAAAAGCUUUUAUGGAGCUCAUCCAAAAGAGCUCAGGACACGUCUGUCCUCCAGCUCCCCCGAUACACUCUAAUUAUUACUGAACAGCUCAGAGACCAAAGGGACCAGAACUAAAGCAUGGCAAAAAAAGUGGAUUUUUAAAGAUUAUAGGUGAUAUUUUGGAUUAAAUCUCAUUUUGAAAUCACACCCUUUCAAAAUUAAGCUUUUUUAGGCCUUUAUGUUUCAAAUAUGAUUGAUUUAUAUUUCCGUCUAAAGUAUUUAAGCUGACAAAAGGAACAUUAUUUUAUAUAAAUAUCAGUGGUAUCUUUAAAUAUGCUGCUUAAAGGUACUAAAACAUACUGUACAUUGUAUAAGCCAGGGAUAAUUAUUAGUAAUAAUAAUAAUAAAAAUAAUAGAAGUAAGAUACCCUCACAUCAGUAAUGCCUGACUUAUAUAACACUGUGUUCUUGAGCUUGAGUCUUUCUAAAUUCUUACUUUCAUAUAUUAAUUUAAUACAUUCUUUAAUUACACCACAGACAGGUAUGCCUACAAACAUGCAUUAAGUGAUUCUUCAUACUAAUCUUUAAUCUAAACACUCCAUAUAAAUCUUAUUAUGUAUUUAUUUACAUAUUUAAACACAUGUACAUUUGACCCUUAUUUAUUUUGUUUUAACAAAGAAAAACAACCAUGUCUUUUUUUGUUAUUUUUGCAAUGAUGUGUCAGUUACAUUACAUGAUUUUCUGUGUUGAACAGCCAGCACAGUCUCCCCACACUGAGCUAUUACACUGCACCCAACUGCUAUAAUUCAUUUAAUUACGAUCAAUUAAAUUGUUCCGAAAGCUUACUUAAUAUCCAUAAUCACUGAUGUUACUUCUGUGUAUUCGUCAUUAACUUAAAAGCAAGUUCUACUAAAGGCAUAUUAUGUUAGUUUUCUUUCUCUUUCUUUCUGUCUUAUUCUGUUCUUCUUUCUGUCUUUGGAUUGGUUGAAAUUUAUGUUGUGGCAGUGUUACACGCCUUACUGGUGCAUAUAAAUGUGGGUUAAUUCUGUGAUGAAUGAUUCAUGUCCUGCUGUGUUCCCCAACUAUUUCAUAAUGUAAUCAGAAUAAACAUAAUCAUUAAUCACAGAUUAAUUACUGAAAUUAUUAUGGAAUCAGAUAGUGUUUAUUUAACUUGCAAUAAUGACAGAGUAGUUUUGCACUUUGGUUCUCAGAUAACUCUAAAAAAAACAACUAUAUUAAACUAUAUUUAAAAAAUAUUUUGAUAUCGGAAUAUUUAACUAUUCCUAAAUAUUUGAUCAGGGUAGCUGAAAUUACAGUAGACAUGCAGCAAUAAAAGUGUGGGCCUGUAGGGUUCUAAAAAAGAUUUGGGUAAAAAUGCAUGACAAGAUCAGCCCAUUGAGUUGUGCUAUGAUGCAUGCCUGAACUGAAGCUUUUCAAAUGGUUAAAUACAUUAAAAAUAUAUAUACGACAUAUAUUCCAUUUUACCCUCACACAGUUACACCGAAUGCUAUACAGUACAGCACUUAAUUUCAGCAAGAGCAAGAGGUUCAGAUUUCAGCUAUUUUCAAGGUGCGUUCUUUUGUGGAACAAAUGUAGUCCAUUGUUGAUGUGAAAUAAAUGUUCUUUUGUAACAAAUAUGUUUUUUAUGUGUGGUGUAUGUUUCUACUGGAAGGGUUUUUGUCAAAAUAUUUGAUCAGAAGAACAAAAAAUAGUGUAUAUGGAUAAAAGUGACAGUGUAUCACAGCCCAUCUGUGCAAACAGCAUAUAUGCCCCCACCCCUCUUACCCUGAUAGCUGAUUCAGUUUUAAAUUAAUGAUCACUCCAGUCCAGUGUUACAUAACAGGCUGGGUAUAACGUGUCUUUUCAGGCAUAACAGACUGCAGUUGAGAAUAAUUCUGUAAGGAAUAAUUCAGCGUUUACACCAGGCUAAAGCAAGAGAUCUACCAAACAGUGAAUGCUAACAUUUAGAAGCUCCUGAUGACCUUUAUAUUCAAAGUGUAUUUAAAUCAGGUUGGGAAACACAAGUCUAGGAGUUUUUUAAUUGCCCAGAGACUCCAAAAUGCUAGUUUAAUUGAAAUGAUUAUAAAUGCUAGCUAAUUUCAAAUAAUGGGUGUAGGAGAACGUAGUCAAAAACAAAAGAUGUUACACAAAAAAGGGUGAUGCUAACAAGUGAAGCUAGAUGUUUUCAAACGAGAAGAACCAAAUGUGGUUCCUGAUAAACAUUUCAGUAGAUGAAAGAAAUAAACAAGGUUGACAACUGGUUUAACACAAAAUUUUAGAUCCUGAUGUAAACAACCUUAUUUAUGGCUACUACAGUUACUCCUGUGAGGGUUACAAAUCUGAUAAAAUAUGUACAUGCACCAAACUCUCUUUAUCCAACUGAUAAAAUGUAUGGUUAAUGGUCACAGGAGGUUAUUUUGAUACUUGGUUUUGCUGCAACUGUUGGGUUCUUGCUCCAGAGGUGAUGUAACAUGGCUCACCCUGCACUCUUAGCCUGGUUGACUAAGGUGGGAAAUGUGAAAACAGUAUUCUGUUGUUCUGUAUACGUGUAAUAACAAUAAAGGUACUUUGAUCAGUUUUAAUGUAA